CUCCAGCUCAUCAUCCUCACGGGCCUGCCGACGUCGGGCAAGUCGACGCGGGCGAAGCAACUACAUGACUACCUCACCGCGCGCAUCGCCGGGACAAAGUACCGGCUGCACCUGAUAUCAGACGACUCCCUCUCAAUAUCGCGAUCCGUCUACGACCUCUCCACAGUGCCGGUGCACACGCGAUCGGCGAACGCGAGCGAAAAAGAUGCCCGGGCCGCCAUCUACGGCGCUGUCAAGAGGGUGCUGAGCGACAAGGACAUUGUCAUUCUCGAUGGCCUCAACUACAUCAAGGGCUGGCGGUACCAGCUGCACUGCGAGGCAAAGGCCGUUCGGACGCCGAGCUGCAUAUUGCAGAUUGGGUGCACAAAGGAGCGCGCGCAGCAGGGCGCUGAUGAUGCAUCGGGCGACACUGCGGAGCCGUACGAGCCCGCGAACUGGGAGAACCUCGUCUUUCGGCACGAGGAGCCUAAUCCCAUGACCCGCUGGGACAGCCCGCUGUUCACAAUUAUAUGGGAGGACGACGAGGAGCAGGUGAAGAGGACGUUUGACUCGCUCUGGGAAGCCAUCGCCGGGGAUGGUCGCAAAAUCAUCAAGCCGAACCAGGCUACGGAGCAGCGAGGGCGCGAUGCAAGUGGCGAUUACCUGUACGUGCUAGACCGCGAGACGCAGGAUAUCGUGAAGCGAAUCCUGGAUCAGCAGGGCGACAAUGGCGGCGGCGAGGUCAAGGUGCCUCUUAGCAGUGGUGGCAAGAAGGAGCUCGUCGUCGAGCUGCCGGCGACGAGAAAGACUGGGCUGCCGGAGCUGCAGAGGCAUAGGAGGGCUUUCAUGGCGCUCAACAGGGGUGGAAUUGGGUUGGAAAAGGUGACGAACAUGGCUGCCGAUACGUUGAGGGAGUCGUUUGUCAACUACCUCAACAAUGCAUUUGAG
Trichoderma reesei QM6a is the source of this 927-nucleotide messenger RNA. RefSeq lists its product as uncharacterized. The record is from RefSeq and is a predicted model, not a curated record. The transcript has 2 exons. The annotation marks the transcript as partial. Lineage: Eukaryota; Fungi; Ascomycota; Sordariomycetes; Hypocreales; Hypocreaceae.